UCGUUAAGUAUUCAAGCAAUUUCCUAUGGCCUUAAUCCCACUGUGUCUCAUCAUCUCUCUAACUAUUUUGCUACAUUAUGUAGCUGCACAACGGACCAAUGGUUCUGUAUCUGUUGGUGCAUCACUCACAGCUACACCUGAUGCCAAACCAUGGCUUUCAUCUUCUGGUGAAUUUGCAUUGGGGUUCCAAAACGUUCAAGGAACAGAUAGAUUUUUGCUAUCCAUCUUUUAUGACAAGAUACCAGAGAAAACCAUCGUCUGGUUUCCAGAAGGUGGUUUAACAGUAGCUACAGGAUCCAAAGUUGACCUGGUUGAUAGGCGUGGGCUCGUACUCAGUGAUCCUCAAGGAAAAGAGGUAUGGAGUUCUGGGUCCAGUUCUGAUCUUGCAUAUGGUUAUAUGAAUGAUACUGGUAACUUCGUGAUCCUGGGUAGCAAUUCUUCAAAUAUAUGGGAAAGUUUUAAGUACCCCUCAGAUACCAUUUUGCCUACUCAGGUUUUGCCUAUAGGUGGCGUAGUCAAGUCCAAAAUGGGCAAAACAAACUUCACUGGUGGAAAAUACCAGUUACGUAUGCUUGAAGGUGGGAAUCUUGUUCUUAAAACUCAAGAUAUGUUUCCUGGUUCUAUUUAUAAUGCUUACUACGAUAGUGGCACAAGUGAUGACUCCAAUCCAAUGAAUUCUGGUUCCCAACUGGUGUUUGAUGCUACAGGAUACCUGUAUAUAUUGACAAGGAAUGAAACAAGAGUUGAUCUGACUGGAAGAGACUCGCUUCCUUCUGGAGAUUACUAUCACCGAGCUACUCUUGAUUCCGAUGGGGUUUUUACUCAAUACUUCUACCCCAAGAAUUCCACGGAGGCUACAAGCUGGGAAAUUACAUGGUUUGUGCCAGAAGACAUAUGUCGGAGUACAGAUAGCAAAGCUUGUGGGCUAAACGGUGUUUGCAUUCUUGAUAACAAUAGACCAAAAUGUGAAUGCCCACAAGGAUUCUCAUUGGUUGAUCCCAAUACUCCAAAUGGUGACUGCAAGCCUAUUUUUACUCCGAGUUGUGACGAUGGCGAGUCAAAUCAUGGGGGGGAUGUGUUAGAUUUCAUCGAGCUCACAAAUAUUGAUUGGAUGGGGUCUGACUUUGCGAGCCUGAACCCAAGUAAUGAACAAACCUGUAGAACUUUCUGCUUGAAAGAUUGUCUCUGUAAAGUUGCAAUUUACAGGGACAGCCAAUGUUGGAAGAAGCAGCUUCCACUUAAGAAUGGAUUUAAAGAUCCUUCGUAUAACGUGAAGGCCUUGGUGAAAUUUAGUAAAAUCGAUGGUCCUUCUGGAACAGGCGGAAAUAAAACUGGAACAGGAGGAAAUAAAACUGGAGCAGGAGAAGGUAAAAGUGGAACUGGAGAAGAUAAAAGCGGAAGAAGUUUGAUAUUCGCUGGAUCAGUCCUUUUAGAACUAGUCAAAGCUACUGAUUGGUUCAAGGAUGAACUGGGAAAAGGGGCUUUUGGGAUAGUAUAUAAAGGUGUAAUAGGGACAACGAUUGUGGCAGUUAAGAAGCUGGAAACGAUGUUUAAAGAUGGCCAAAAGGAGUUCCAAACUGAGGUCAACACGAUUGCAAGGACUCAUCACAAGAAUUUGGUGCAGCUUCUUGGCUAUUGUGAUGAUGGUGAGCAACGGUUAUUGAUUUACGAAUAUAUGACCAAUGGAACUUUGGCAGCCUUUCUUUUUGGAGACAUGAGACCUAGUUGGAAGCAGAGGAGUUAUAUUGCUGUAGGUGUUGCAAAGGGACUCACAUACCUCCAUGAAGAUUGUAGCAACCAGAUCAUCCACUGUGACAUAAAGCCUCAAAAUAUACUUCUUGAUGAUUGCUACAAUGCUAAGAUUUCUGAUUUUGGAUUGGCAAAGCUUUUGAUGAUUAAUCAAAGUCAAACGCAUACUGGAAUUAGAGGAACAAAAGGAUAUGUUGCUCCUGAAUGGUUUAGAAACACCCCUGUCACAUUAAAGGUUGAUGUCUAUAGUUUUGGUGUUUUGUUGUUGGAGAUCAUUUCAUGCCGCAAGAGUGUGGUUAUUGAUGAUGAUGAUGAUGCCGAAGAUGUGGCGGUUUUAACAGAUUCAGCAUGGGACUGCUAUCAAGAAGGCAGACUGGAUGCAUUCGUCAACAAUGAUCUGGAGGCUUUUGAUGAUUUAGAGAAAUUGACAACAUUUAUGAUGGUCGGUCUUUGGUGUGUACAAGAAAACCCUUUGCUGAGGCCAACCAUGAAAAAGGUCAUCCAGAUGCUUGAAGGAGUCAUUGAAGUGACCGAACCUCCAUGUCCAUUCCCUUUCUCUGUUACCUCCUGCUAGUCUUCAAAUUGAUUUGCAAUGUUUCGUACCUUGUUUUAUAUAUUGUUUCUUAAGCGUAGUUCAUGCCACGUUGAGUCCUAAACCAUAAAUAAAUAAAAAUUGCAACGUACGAAUUGAUCUUUGUA
Messenger RNA from Helianthus annuus (common sunflower), 2448 nucleotides. RefSeq names its product G-type lectin S-receptor-like serine/threonine-protein kinase LECRK3. The record is from RefSeq and is a predicted model, not a curated record. Gene Ontology annotation, biological process: recognition of pollen; protein phosphorylation. NCBI's taxonomy places the organism in Eukaryota, Viridiplantae, Streptophyta, Magnoliopsida, Asterales, Asteraceae. Gene Ontology annotation, molecular function: ATP binding; protein serine/threonine kinase activity. The transcript is spliced from 2 exons. Bases 26 to 2323 code for a protein of 765 amino acids.